This is a messenger RNA of Trichechus manatus latirostris (Florida manatee), 927 nucleotides long. RefSeq names its product olfactory receptor 4X2-like. Lineage: Eukaryota; Metazoa; Chordata; Mammalia; Sirenia; Trichechidae. Gene Ontology annotation, molecular function: G protein-coupled receptor activity; olfactory receptor activity. The record is from RefSeq and is a predicted model, not a curated record. Gene Ontology annotation, cellular component: plasma membrane. Gene Ontology annotation, biological process: G protein-coupled receptor signaling pathway.
AUGGCUGACACACACAAUGUGACUGAAUUCAUUUUUCUGGGACUUUCUCCCAAUCCGGAGGUGCAGAGAGUUUGUUUUGUGAUAUUUCUGCUCUUGUACAUGGCGAUUGUGUUGGGGAAUUUCCUCACUGUGCUCACUGUCAUGACCAGCAGAAGUCUUGCUUCUCCCAUGUACUUCUUCCUCAGUUGCCUCUUUGUGGAGAUCUGCUAAUCCUCUACCACAGCCCCUAAACUUAUCUCUGACUUGCUGGCUGAAAGGAAAGCCAUAUCUCUGUGGGGCUGCAUGACACACCUUUUUUUCAUCCACUUCUUUGGUGGCACUGAGAUUUUCCUGCUCACUGUGAUGGCCUAUGACCGCUAUGUGGCCAUCUGCAAGCCCCUCAACUAUACCACCACCAUGAACCAGCAAGUGUGUGCUGUUCUGGUGGGAAUAGCAUGGUUGGGGGGCUUUGUGCAUUCCUUUGCUCAAAUCUUUCUCAUCUUCCACUUGCACUUCUGUGACCCCAAUGUGAUCAACCACUAUUUCUGUGACCUGCUUCCUCUGCUCAAACUUGCCUGCUCUGACACCUUCCUCAUUGGUCUGCUGAUGGUUGCCAACGGGGGGACUCCGUCUGUGAUCAGCUUUGUGGUUCUCUUAGCCUCCUAUGUGGUUAUCUUGCUCCAUCUGAGGACCCGAAGUUCUGAGGAGUGGCGAAAGGCCCUCUCCACCUGUGGGUCCCGUAUUACUGUGGUUAUCUUAUUUUUUGGGCCCUGUAUCUUCAUCUAUGUGAGACCUUCCACCACUUUGUCUGUGGACAAGAUGGUGGCUGUGUUCUACACAGUUAUCACUGCUCUCCUCAACCCUAUCAUCUACUCCCUGAGAAAUGCUGAAGUGAAGAAGGCCAUGAAGAAGCUGUGGAUCAGGACAAUGAAACUGGAUGAGAAAUAG